AUGACCGGGACCGACACCGACCAAAGUACCAAAUCGCGUGGAUGCUUUCAAUGUACCAAGCGACGGAUUGUCUGCGAUAGGGCCGAACCUACCUGUCAAAAAUGCCUGAAGAAGGGGAUUGAGUGCAGUGGCCUCGGUCGCUUUCGGUUCGGCAAUGGGGUCGCGACGCGUGGGAAGUUGAAAGGCAGCCCUAUCCCCGUCCUCAAUGUCGACCCGGUCUCUGUUCACAAACAAUGCGUUCCUAUCGUCUCGCAGAUUCGAUGGUCUCAUGAGAGGAAGAAAAGGGUUAGCAAGAGUCGUGCUUCGAAGCCAGUCUCGAAUGCGCCAGUCGAUGGACAACACGAUGCCGUCGAACGGUUCUCUCCGAUGUCACUUGAAAACCGUCUUUUGCCACGCAGCGAGCCUGUAGUUGCCCUUCCUACGACGUCGACCUCGACUACAAUUGGUAUAGACGAAACAAACUUCGCGCACUAUUCCGCGACCUUGGUAUCGCCCGAAGAGGAUGUUGAGAAUGACAAAGCCGACAAGACCGCAAUCUUAACCAGAAGGAUGGACCAGGCAAUUCAGCCUUGGAUCGCUCCUUUGAGCUCACAAACCCGUGGACUAUUCCACUAUUUUGCCAGUAACAUCGCCCCGGUCAUGGUUUUGCUGGAUAUCUCCAAUGGCUAUCGCGAUUUCAUCCUUCCGAUGGCUUGUCAGGAUGAGGUGCUGCAGCGCGCUGUUGCCGUGGUGGCUGCUCAGCACGUUGGCCUCAGGCAACCAGCAUUACAUGCGGCAGCAGAAGCCGAUCGCUCCGUUAUUAUAUCCCGCUUGUUGCGGGCCUCCAACGUCGGGUCGCCCGAUCAGGUGUUCAACCCGGCUACAUGGGCAACAUUGCUCGUACUCCUCGUCGGGGAGACGGUGACUGGCAGCCCGGAGUACAAGUUCCUGCUCCAGACGCUGUUUACCAUGGCCAAGAACGUCAAGUCAUCGGGGCACCCUCAACUGCACGAGUUCCUUCUACGACAGACCGACAUGUUCUCAUUUCUGGGCGGGUCUCUACUCAACAAGGAUGAGGGCCUUAAGACCUUAAGCCAUCCCGUGGACUCCGGGGUCUGGUUACCGUCCAGCGUUCGUGCAGACGCUCAACACAAUAGAACACUCUGGCUGGCCAGGCGAUCAUUCACUAUUGGCGCCCAGAUCUACCUAAUGCGGAUGACAUCGAACGAAAGCUCAUGGCAUCUGCGGGAAGAGCUGCGCCGGCUAAUCGCUCAGGCGCAUCCGACGGAUCCGGGAGCCCAUGGGUUCGUCUGGCCAUGCUUUAUCGCGGCGGCAGACAGUACGGAGCCAGAACAUCGCGCGUUCUUCACUUAUUACAUGGGAGCCAUUCACUCGAACACUCUCUUCGCCAAUAUCACCAAGGCUAUUGAUGCAUUGCCUGCCAUUUGGAAAUCGACGUCGAAGAAGUGGACGGAGACUUUGCCGGAUGUCUCUCGGAUACUCAUUAUGUGA
Aspergillus brunneoviolaceus CBS 621.78 is the source of this 1491-nucleotide messenger RNA. RefSeq names its product Zn(II)2Cys6 transcription factor. Gene Ontology annotation, biological process: positive regulation of transcription by RNA polymerase II. The record is from RefSeq and is a predicted model, not a curated record. Gene Ontology annotation, molecular function: zinc ion binding; transcription cis-regulatory region binding; DNA-binding transcription factor activity, RNA polymerase II-specific. Lineage: Eukaryota; Fungi; Ascomycota; Eurotiomycetes; Eurotiales; Aspergillaceae. The transcript has 2 exons. Bases 1 to 1491 code for a protein of 496 amino acids. Gene Ontology annotation, cellular component: nucleus.